Messenger RNA from Mya arenaria, 1944 nucleotides. Its product is annotated as protein Wnt-8b-like. The transcript has 6 exons. Bases 160 to 1242 code for a protein of 360 amino acids. NCBI's taxonomy places the organism in Eukaryota, Metazoa, Mollusca, Bivalvia, Myida, Myidae. Gene Ontology annotation, cellular component: extracellular region. Gene Ontology annotation, molecular function: cytokine activity; frizzled binding. The record is from RefSeq and is a predicted model, not a curated record. Gene Ontology annotation, biological process: neuron differentiation; canonical Wnt signaling pathway; cell fate commitment.
UCUACCCGCCCGUAUGGUAGUUUAACCAAACGUGGGUAUUAUUCAUUAGUAGAAAAUACAUUGGUAAUCAGGACUUUGCAAUGUGUGAAAUUAAUUUUGAUAAACUGUAUUUACAACUAUGAUAACCUGAUAGCUUUAAUAGGUGUUUAUCAUUAAACGAUGAGAAAUCAUCUGUACACCUGUCUACUUAUUGUGUUCAUUUCCUUAUAUACUGGAUCUAACGCAAAAACAAGGUCCUCGUUUGACCAAAUGUUAAUGUCACGAGAUGGGAGCGCAAAACGAAAACCAUCGGAAGAAACUGUGGACAAAGAAGAAUUAAACAAGAGUUACCUGGAGAUAGUUGGAGCAAUUUCGACGGGUCUCGAGGCCGCUGUAUCUGAGUGUAAACACCAAUUUCGCUGGGAUCUUUGGAACUGUCCCCUCACCGCCACCUCCGUCGUCAAGGCAACAACAAACAACAGGGCAGCCAAAGAGGUGGCAUUUCUGCAGGCGAUAACUGCGGCAGGUGUGAUGUACUCUGUCACAAAGAGCUGCAGCCGCCCCGACAACAAAUUGUGUGGGUGUGGUGAAGGUGGAAACUUCCACUAUGCAUCUGACACGCUUCGCUGGAAGUGGGGCGGCUGCAGCCACAACGUGAAGUUCGGGGAGAAAGUGUCCCGAAUGUUCCUAGGGACAGGGCAACCUAAUUCAGACAUCUCACAGGCCGUCAAGAGCCACAACGAGAGAGCGGGUCAUAAGUUUGUCAAGCGGACAAUGAGAACACUCUGCAAGUGUCAUGGCGUUACCGGAAGUUGUCAAAUGCGCACCUGUUGGAAACAAUUAGCUGGCUUCCGGGAGAUCGGAGACAAGUUGAAGAAACGAUACAAACGAAUAAAAGACCUCCGCCAUAUGCGUGGGUUUAUGCAGUACAGUAAUAAAGUGCAGCACCCCCGCCUCACAAAAAUCUCCAAGCAGGAUCUCGUGCAUUUUCAGGACUCUCCCAAUUUCUGCGAGACUGAUAAUUCCAUCGGGUACCUUGGAACACAUGGUCGUGAGUGUCUAAGACUGGAGAAGGGUGCUAGUGGAAAAAAUCUGACCAAAUUCGAGCGACAGAGCUGUCGGCGCCUCUGCCGCGAUUGCGGGCACCGAGUCGGCAAGCACGUGCAAGAGGAGACGUAUGACUGUGACUGUGAAUUCAAGUGGUGCUGUUCUGUGGAUUGUAAGAGAUGCACGAGAAAUGUGACUAGGUACUACUGUAAAUAGAACACGUGAACAGUAUUUUAACGUUGUUUAAGCUACUUACUCCAUUACAGAUUUGGGAUGAAUCUUGUGAAGUGUCCACGAAAUCUUAACAAUUGCUGUUUGUCUACGUGAGGACAGAAUACACAGGGUAUUUUAGUGUUUUUAUUGUUUUGCAACAGUCGUCGCCCCUUUCUGUGAAUGGAUUAAAAUACUUACGAACGGAGAAAAACGGUUUCCAGACAAUCAAAGUUACUUUGUACAUACAUAAACUAGAUAUAGUGUCCGUAGUACAAAGAAAUGUUUCGCAAAGAUGAUUUAAAUGAUUCUAUAUUCAUGUUCAAUUACAGACAAACCCCGUUGGCUCGAACUAGGGACCGGCAAAAAUACCUCGAGCCUCGGAAAAUUCGAGCCAAGCAGGAAUUCUAGCCUUCAGUAUUAUGAUAUGGGAAUUCGAGCCAAGCGAAUUCGAGCCAACGGGGUUCGACUGAUUGUGGUUUUAUUGGCGCUUAUGCGCUUACAAAACUUCUAUAUCUUGUUAUUACUGUUCAAAUCGUCUACCCAAUUGUUUGGUUGGCUUUAUUGUUAGCAAAUAUAUGUGAUGUAAAUUAUUGUUUAGUUACCGUCUACAAUACAGACUUGACUUCUCAAUUAGGAUUAAUACCAAAUGAGAUUAUCUGUAAAUAUGAUAUGUACUGACUUUGAAAUAAACUUUAUUUCUUUUGA